This is a messenger RNA of Penicillium maclennaniae, 408 nucleotides long. RefSeq names its product cytochrome b5-like heme/steroid binding domain-containing protein. Bases 1 to 408 code for a protein of 135 amino acids. NCBI's taxonomy places the organism in Eukaryota, Fungi, Ascomycota, Eurotiomycetes, Eurotiales, Aspergillaceae. Gene Ontology annotation, cellular component: endoplasmic reticulum membrane; intracellular membrane-bounded organelle. Gene Ontology annotation, molecular function: heme binding. Gene Ontology annotation, biological process: sterol biosynthetic process. The transcript has 3 exons. The record is from RefSeq and is a predicted model, not a curated record.
AUGUCUCAUGCUAAGGAGUUCACCCUCGCGGAGGUCACCGCCCACAACACCAAGAAGGACCUGUACAUGGUCAUCCACGACAAGGUCUACAAUUGCUCCAGCUUCAUCGACGAGCACCCUGGUGGUGAAGAAGUUCUUCUCGACGUUGGUGGCCAGGACGGCACCGAGGCUUUCGAGGAUGUUGGCCACUCCGAUGAGGCACGUGAAAUUCUCGACGGUCUCUUCGUCGGCAAUUUGAAGCGCAUGCCCGGUGACCCCAAGCCCCAUUCCCACGCCAAAUCUUCCUCUUCCUCGUCCUCUUCUGAUGCCGGCAGCUUUGGUGUCGGUCUCUACGCUCUUAUCCUUAUUGGCGGUGCCAUCGCCUACGGUGCCUACAACUACCUUCAGGCUCAGCAGAACCAGCAGUAA